UUAUUUUUUAAAAAAAAGUUUUGGGCUUUCCGAUAGUAGUUGUUUCGGUCAAGCCGAGCCGAUCCGAUGACGCGAGCCACUCACACACUGGGGGUUCCCCCAACAACACGCGCCCUUCCCCGGCGACCGUACUGUAUUAUCCCAUUCUUUCGCCUUUGUUUUCCUUCCGCCGUUUCUCUUUCUAUAUCUCUAUCUCUUUCUCUCUCAUCAUUCCUCAACCCUAAUUUCUCUUUUUUCACCGAUGCCGGACUUUCACGAUUCUCUCUCUCCGCCGUCACGUCCUGUCCCUGUCCGUGAGGAUUGCUGGUCUGAGGAAGCUUCUUCCACUCUGGUAGAUGCUUGGGGUCGGCGUUACCUUGAACUCAACCGUGGUAAUCUUCGUCAGAAGGAUUGGCAGGAUGUUGCCGAUGCCGUUAACGCUCUUCAUGGUCAUACGAAGAAAACUCAUCGCACCGAUGUUCAGUGUAAGAAUCGAAUCGAUACGAUUAAGAAGAAGUAUAAGAUCGAGAAAGCUAGGGUUUCGUCUUCCAGUGGUGUUGUUUCUUCGUCUUGGCCUUUUUUCGAACGGUUAGAUGCUUUGGUUGGACCUAAUUUCAAUUCGAAGAAAGCUUCCUCUUCGCCAUCGCCGUCGCCGCCGAUUGCUCUUGCUUUGGUUCCUCAUCGGAAAUUUCCUUCUUCGUCACCUGCUAUUUCUGUGCCUCCGACUGCCGUCGCGCUUCCGCAGAAACGGCCGCUUGCAGCGGUGAUGGAUGAUGGUUAUUUCAGGAGGAAUUAUUCAGCGGUAGCCGCUGCAGCGGCUGCCGCAGAGGCUGAUGAAGACGAGGAGGAAGAUGAAGAAGAGGAAGUUGAGGAGGAAGAGGUGGAGGUAGAGGAAGAAGAAGGGAGGGGAAGCGAAGUCGAUGAAGGGGAUAAAGGGAGGGAAGGGAUGAAGAGGUUGGCGAAGGCUAUAGAGAGAUUUGGUGAAAUGUAUGAGAGAGUGGAGGGACAGAAACUGAGGCAGAUGGUGGAUUUGGAGAAACAAAGGAUGCAGUUUGCUAAAGAUAUUGAAGUGCAGAGAAUGCAGAUGUUUAUGGAUACGCAAGUUCAGCUGGAGAGAAUCAAGCGUGGAAAACGAUCUGGGUCUAAUGAUAUAUAUAAUAGCUAGCCAAGUGGGGAAUGGUUCGAUGAUGGCGCUUGGAACUCUGUCUUGCUUUGGUUUAUAAUCAUGAGAAAGUACAUAUCUGCAGCUGAUACUGUCCCGAGGGAAUCUCUAAAUAGAAAUUUGUGGAAGAGUAAUUUUGGAUUCAUUUAGCUAGCUUUUAAUUUUGUUAUUAGCCCUUAUAAAUUAAUUCUGCAACUGUACUAAAAGCCUAAUUCGGGCUCCCACAUAGAAUUUGCUCCAAUGUAUAACUCUUCUAUGUC
Lathyrus oleraceus (garden pea) is the source of this 1401-nucleotide messenger RNA. Its product is annotated as trihelix transcription factor ENAP2. The record is from RefSeq and is a predicted model, not a curated record. Gene Ontology annotation, cellular component: nucleus. The transcript has 2 exons. Lineage: Eukaryota; Viridiplantae; Streptophyta; Magnoliopsida; Fabales; Fabaceae. Bases 242 to 1144 code for a protein of 300 amino acids. Gene Ontology annotation, molecular function: transcription cis-regulatory region binding.